GACGCCUGAGCGAGGUCUCAGAGUGCAACGGGCGCCAUCAUGACCGCACGCUAGGCCGAGCGUCCCUGAGCUGCGUGGCCGGCAAGCUCCAUUAGCACGCCGCCCGAGCCCAGCUCGCUUCCCGCUUGCUCCUGCUUCCUUGUCAUUAAUGAGCUGCUGGGGAACCGCACACUUUUUUUUUUUUUGGAUCAGGAAGACACUUUUUGUUUUGACUUUGACACGGGGAAAAUUUUUAAGUUAGUUACCUCCUGAUCUACAACAAAUAGAGAAUUUGGUGAUAAAAGAAGGGAUUGUUGAGUACACUCCUCUCCCAAGACGUCAAGAAGCUCAUCGCCACCAUGCCCGAGGGAAGCAUUGAGCGCCCUUUGUCGCCUCUCCUUCCCGAUAGGGAUUGCGGCCACGAGUGCCGGGUGUGCAAGGUUUCGGUGGUAAGCCUGACCGACUACGCCGGCCACAUCUCCAGCCCUGCCCACAAGCAAAACCUGGAGAAGGAGAAAACCUUGCCCGGCGGCGGAAACCGCGACGAGGACUACUUCGACCAAACGCUGGUGGAGCUCGUUCUCAAGAGGAAAGAGCAAAUACGCAAAGAACAAGAGGCGGCGGCUGCUGCUAAGCUGGCCCAGGAAGCGGCGGAAGCAAAGCAAAGGGAGAUCCAGCAGAGAAUAAAAGAAGCCAAGGAACGCUACCAGUCGGCCAAAGGUGCUCAGCCUCUGCCCUACGGCUUCGCUUGGAACUGCCCCCAAUACAAUUGGAGAAGCGGGCAGCAGCAGAGAGGCUUCCGAGCGACUUCGCCAUGCCAGAACACCAUGCAAGGAAAGAGCGCCACCUGGCACGCUCAGCCACCCCCCAACUUCCAGAGGUGGGGGUCGGGCGACCUGCAAGGCGGUCGUUGCUAUUCGCAGGACGGCGCCUUGGCCCCCCACGGCGGUGCAUUUUGUAACCCCGGUCGUCAGCCCUGGCUCAGUAACCAAGGUAGCAGCUACGGCAUGUACGGCAGGAAUAACAUCUCCCAGUUCCCGCCGAAUAACCGGCAAAUGAGCUACAACUGCACUCCAAGGUACCCGCCCCCGCCGCAGUUCUUUGCCCGUCCUGUUAGCAACCCUCAAAACAGGGCUAAUGAGAGCGCAGGGCCCCAGAGUAACGGGAUGCCAACAGCCGACCGGGAGCCGCCCCCUGGCAAACAGAAUUUUGGCAGCAACCCAAAGCUGGACAAGACCUGCCACUGGUCUCCUUAUACAGUCGGCAAGACGAUGGACUUGCUACCCAGCAAGGACGCCGCGUCCAAACCAGCGGAGCGACACUUUGAACAGAGCCAAGAGGGUCCUUCCAACAGUCAAGCCGAAGUCCAGCCAAAACCCCAAGGAAUCAGAACCCCGUCGGUUGGAUCCUUGCCAUCGCAACAAGCACCAAAGCUACCAGACACCUUCAGGAAGGCCUCGGCCUUCUCGGAAAGGAGGAGCUCUUUGGACAGCCCUCGGACAGAAACCCCUCGGCGCACCAGCAAAGGGGAGCUGCCCAAGGAUCCGGUGCAGGGUCCGAUUGUAGAGAACAAGGAUACCAACAGCUACCAUAACGCAGCUAAACCCAAAUCAAGCCACCCGGCCCGGAGUUCUUCGUCUUGUGCGGCCAAAGAAACGUUCUCAGCAUCCUCUUCUGAGAGUCUUCAGUCCCUGCAGGUCAGCACCUCCAGCGCCAAGAAGCCGCCGCCCCCAGCCUCCAAACGUGACGAGCCGGAGAAGGCGAAGGAAUCUCUCACCUCGCCGCCUCUCCAAGCCCCGAUGCAAGCGGCAGAAGAUCACAGUUCCAAGGGAGAGACCUCCAGUUGGGACAAAACAUGCACCAAGGCGUCCGGCUUGUCCAAACUCGAACUGCCUCCUGUCCUGAAGCGCGACCUGACCAAGCACAUCAGCACCAAGACCAAGACGGGCUGCCACGAGCCCAACCUCCACAACGCCAGGCGUGUCCGCAACCUGAGCGAAUCGCGGCGGACCGACAGCGAAAAGGACUCCGGGCUCAAACCGACCGUGCGCCACCUCAUCAGCUCCUCUGGCUCUAAAAAAGUCAACUGGGAGCAGGUGUACCAGGAGGUGCGCAAGAAGCAGGACAAGGGGAAGGGGAUGCCCAGGUUCGGCAUUGAAAUGGUUCCAAAUGAAGACCAGAGUCAGGAGGAGGAAGACCUGGCAAUGUUGGAGAAGUUCCCUUGGGAGUCAUUGAUGGAAACCUCUCCCCCUGCCACAUCCCGCAAGCGCUCCCUCUCCGAGAGCAGCCUGGCUCCCACGUCUGAGCACUCGCGCCGACAAUCCAAGGAGACGCCGCCGCGGAGGUCCGGCGGCCGGCCCGACGCCGAGCAGAUUCUGAACCUCGCUGCGGAGGAAGCUCAAAAGCGAACAGAUAAGCUAAUGUCAGAGAAGGUCAAGGCUCUCCAGAGAACCGACUACAAGCUUGAGGAGAACAACUCCUGGGUCAAGCUGAUUGAUAUACAGGGAACAGCGAAGAAGCGAAGAACACCUGGGAGCCAAGAGGCUUCAGGCGCGGAACAAGAUACCAAAAGAAGAAAGACCAAAUCCAAAACAGCCGACCGCCUACAGAUCGACCAGCUCCUGGCCGUGUCGCUGCGAGAGGAGGAGCUGAGUCGCUCCCUGCAGACGGCCGAGACCAAUCUGGUCCAAGCGCGGGUGGCGCUGGAGGCCGCCUACAUGGAGGUGCAGCGAGCCGUGCUGGUCAAACAGCAGAUUUCCACAGAGAUCAGCACACUCCGAGAAAAACGUAUUGGACUAUUAAAAGGAAUGCAAGCAGGGAACACGGAAGUGGCUGAAGUACCGCCCAUCCGUCUGAAACAAGAGAAGACGAACCCCGCGGAAAGAGAACCGCCCCCUGUGACCCCGUUCAGCUCUCUUGCGAGCACGGCAGCUCUUGCUAGAAGCGCCUCGCCGCCACCGCCCGUCUCCAAUGCCGUUAAGGAGGAGCCCCUGUCCCCCAUACGAAUCAGCAGCGAGUCGGACCACUUGGGGAAUGUAUCAUGCCCCGAGGUUAUAACCACUGCGGGGGUAAAGUCUGAGCCCUCGACUACAGCCGAAGGGGACGCCUACAGUCUGUCGGGGUUGACGGGGACCACCGAAAAAGCCACUCAGGUCACCCAAGUCCCGGAUUCCAAAAAUGAUGUCAAGCCCUUGUUGGCCAGCAGGAGGCGCUCCGAGACGGGCAGCACCACCGACCGCCCGCGCUCGCCGCCAUUCGAGGUGCCCCAAGUGCCAAACGCCUCGCCCGGUUCCCCCUCAGAGUUGCGCGGCGGCAAGCGAGUCAGGAAGCUGAAGAAGAGGAAGGUGUUGGAAAAGGCUCACAGCCACGUGAUGCUGGAGAGCAGCGACACCGAGAUGGACGGCGAGACCUCCAAGCCCAGGUGGCCACGACAUCAGAGGAGAGCCAGCAGCAGCAGCACGCAGGUCAGCACCUCCUCGCUACCACAAGGGGGCGACGUGAAGAUGGUGGAAGACGCCAAGCCUCUCAAACAGGAAGUGGAGGUUAAGGUGGAGACGGACGCAAUCUUCGAGCAACUGUUCGGGACCACCUCGGGCUUUCCAGCGGCCCCCAAACCAGAGUCAUCCAGAAGCGAGCAGUCAAGCCUGGCCUGCAAUGAGGUCACCUCCACCAGCGACAUGGACAUUUGUAAAUCAUCUGAGAGUGAAAUGUCUUUUCCAAAGAUAGCAUGGAAUCCUUCUUACGGGUCGCCCGGCACUUUUGAGGGCCACCUGGAAGCGGUGAACGGCAUGCAGGUCCACAGCGGGCUGCUGUACACGUGCUCCGGAGACCGCACGGUCAAAGCCUUCGACCUGAUGACUCGCAACUGCGUCGCCGUCUUUUCCGGCCACACGUCGAAAGUGAGCUGCCUGUUGGUGUCGUCCGCCCCCUGCCUCCAGCGCCGCCUGUAUUCGGGUUCCACCGAUCAGACCAUACGCUGCUACAGUCUUAAGACGCAGGAAUUAGAGCAGCAGUUCACUCUGGCAGAUCGAGUUCUGUGCUUGCACAACCGAUGGAAGUUUCUGUAUGCCGGCCUGGCAAACGGCACUGUGGUUACGUUUGAUCUUACGACCAAUCAGCUGCAGGAUACAUUUGAAUGCCACACGCCACGGGCAGUCAGCUGCCUGGCCACGUCGCAGGAGGGCCUGCGGCGCAUCCUACUGGUCGGCUCCUACGACAGCACCAUCAGCGUGCGGGACGCCAAGACCGGACUACUGCUGCGCAUGCUGGAGGGACACGCCAAGAACGUCCUCUCCAUGAAGGUUGUGAAUGAUUUGGUGUUCAGCGGCUCGAGUGACCAAUGUGUCUACGCACACAACAUCCACAGUGGCGAGCUGCAGCGCGUCUACAAGGGCCACAGUCACGCCGUUACCGUGGUGACGGUCGUGGGGAAGGUGAUGGUGACCGCCUGCUUGGACAAAAUGGUUCGCGUCUACGACCUACAGUCCCAAGAACUGCUGCAAGUGUACGCCGGACAUUCGGACAUGGUGACCAGCAUGGUGGUCCACCAGAACAAGAUCUAUACCGGCUGCUACGACGGCAGCGUGAAGGCCGUUGAACUCAAUCUGUCGCAGAACUACCGCUGCAGGUGGCACGGCUGCUCGCUGGUUUUCGGCGUGGCGGCGCACCUGCAGCAGCACGCGCUUGCCGACCACGCCGCCAACCAGCAGACGCUCAGAUGUCGGUGGAAAGACUGCGAGGAAAUUUUCUCCGCUCGCAACGGCUCCAAGCAGGCGAUGCUCGCACACGUGCAGAAGCACGCCGACGAGGCCCAACCGGAACCUUGAGUUCCCAUCUCCCAUAUUGGGCGGAAGUUUGGAACCUUUGCGUUCCAUGUUGGAAUCCAACAUUCAAGUGUCUCACUGUCCAUUUUUUCCUACGUCCUUGAAGAAUGCGGCGGCGGCUGCGAGAACCUCACGCGCCGCCGCCCGCUAUCAUUUUGCACUGACCAAAAAAAAA
Syngnathus acus (greater pipefish) is the source of this 4977-nucleotide messenger RNA. RefSeq names its product zinc finger protein 106a (gene znf106a). The record is from RefSeq and is a predicted model, not a curated record. Bases 339 to 4805 code for a protein of 1488 amino acids. Gene Ontology annotation, molecular function: RNA binding; SH3 domain binding. NCBI's taxonomy places the organism in Eukaryota, Metazoa, Chordata, Actinopteri, Syngnathiformes, Syngnathidae. The transcript has 18 exons. Gene Ontology annotation, cellular component: membrane; cytosol.